GGAGCUGCUCAUCCACAAGGACUACUGGGAUCUUGAUCUGGCUUUGGAGUGGCGUGUUUAUUUCUUUUUAAUAUUGGUCCUGUAGAGUAGAGCUGAAAGUGCCACAGAGAGAGGCUUCGAGGCAGGCCGAUGGCGCAGAGGUACGAUGAAAUCUCACAUUACGGUGGUAUGGAUGGAGUAGGGAUACCGACAACUAUGUAUGGUGAUCCUCACGCCCCCAGGUCUAUGCAGCCCGUCCACCACCUCAAUCACGGGCCGCCGUUACACAGUCACCAAUACCCGCACACAAACCAUGCGAAUACAAUGCCGCCAAGCAUGGGAUCCUCAGUAAACGAUGCGUUAAAGAGAGAUAAAGAUUCCAUUUACGGACAUCCGCUGUUUCCUCUUUUAGCUCUGAUUUUUGAGAAAUGUGAAUUAGCAACUUGUACUCCACGAGAACCGGGGGUAGCAGGCGGUGAUGUCUGCUCCUCCGAGUCUUUCAAUGAAGAUAUAGCAGUGUUCGCUAAGCAGAUCCGAGCAGAGAAACCUCUUUUCUCUUCCAAUCCUGAGCUGGAUAAUUUGAUGAUUCAAGCCAUACAAGUAUUAAGGUUUCACCUUUUGGAAUUAGAGAAGGUACACGAAUUAUGUGACAAUUUUUGCCAUCGGUAUAUAAGCUGUUUGAAAGGGAAAAUGCCCAUCGAUUUGGUUAUUGAUGAAAGAGAAGGCGGCUCGAAAUCAGACAGCGAGGAAAUCACUCGAUCGUCCUCAGUUAACAUUACAGACCAGACUUGGAACAGAGAUCACGAUGACACAGCGUCAACGCGCUCAGGAGGAACGCCAGGACCCUCCAGCGGGGGACAUACGUCACACAGUGGGGAUAACAGCAGUGAGCAAGGUGAUGGCUUGGACAACAGUGUAGCUUCACCAAGCACAGGAGAUGAUGAUGACCCAGACAAGGAUAAAAAACGUCAGAAAAAACGAGGCAUCUUUCCAAAAGUAGCCACAAACAUCAUGCGAGCAUGGUUGUUCCAACACCUCACACACCCUUACCCUUCAGAAGAACAGAAGAAGCAGCUUGCUCAAGACACAGGACUAACUAUUCUGCAAGUGAACAACUGGUUCAUAAAUGCCAGGAGAAGGAUAGUCCAGCCGAUGAUUGACCAAUCUAAUCGAGCAGGCAAGUCCCCAGUAGUAACUGUAUUCAAGUCGCGCAGGCGAAAAUCAUCCUCAAGCCAUUCACUGGGAGAGCCAUUAUCUGUGAGCCAAGGUGCACCCUACAACCCAGAUGGCCAGCCAAUGGGAGGCUUUGUGAUGGAUGGCCAGCAGCAUAUGGGAAUCAGGCCACCUGGACUACAAGGUAUGCCAGGAGACUACGUUUCUCAGGGUGGUGCAAUGGGUAUGAGCAUGGGACAACCAAGUUACACGCCUCCACAGAUGCCCCCACACCCUGCCCAGUUACGACACGGACCUCCCAUGCAUUCCUACAUUCCUGGACACCCUCACCACCCAGCAAUGAUGAUGCAUGGAGGACCACCGCCCCACCCUGGAAUGCCAAUGUCAGCAUCUAGCCCCACAAUGCUAAACCCAGGAGACCCAACAAUGGGAGGACAAGUCAUGGACAUCCAUGCUCAGUAGCCGAAGGGAAAUAACAUCCACAAUGGUGGCCUGAGUAUCAGAGACUGAUUAUGAUACAGUGACAUGGGAGCUCUGUUCUUUACAUCAACUGUGGACCAAUGGGAAUCCCACCUCUUUCAGAGGGAUCCUGAAACCGGGAAGCGUCAGUCAAGAAUCAACUCCUGGGGACAAGAAAUUCAGUUUAAUGCUAUUGUAGAAUCACAUAGGAUGACAGGAGAGAGAAGACUGCUAAUUAUAACUUGUACAUGGUAUUGUACUUCCCCUAUAAUAUGUCGUUUCUUAUAGAUUUUAAACAAAAAAUAUGUGAAACUCUCUUCCACACUAUGUGUGUUGUUUCCAAGGCCCUAAAUCUCCUCCAAAACCCUCCUUAGUGCAAACUGCGCCUUAUAAAUGUCCUGCAAAUGACUGAAAACUGUUAUUAUUAGGAUUUUUUUUACAAUAUUAACUAUGUCGGGCAGAAGACUGCCAUCCCAGGAUUUCAGUCAUGCAGUCUCUAGCCUGGGGCUUGAAUUAGCAUGUCUAAUUCAUUUACUCACUAUAUUUGAAUUGGCCCGAACAGAUGUAAAUCGGGAAGGAUGGGAAAACUGCAGCCAUCAACAAUGAUUAAUCAGCUGUUGCAGGCAGUGUCUUAAGGAGACUGGUAGGAGGAAGCUCCGAAACCAAAAGGCAGUCUGUUAGACCUGAACUGUCACAUCAGAGACUCAAUGUUCCUUGCACCAACGCUGACAUACAUCACUUUCUGUUUGAUGCAAUUAACCAUCCAACGAUCAGUUGAAGACAUUUUGUUUUUUUACAAAUAUGUUUACACCAUUUUUCUAGUUUUUUUUUCAAAAUGAAAAUGACAAAAAAAAUUAUCCUCCUGCGUGCAUUUCCUUUAUCGGUGGUCCGAUCCGGAAGAAAUUAUGUAUACGUUGUAAAUAAAUACAUUUUGUUUUCUUCUGUGCAGAGGAAAGACUGGAAAUAAUGAAUUGUAUUAUUGGAAUUUUUUUUGUAAAAGUAGCAGUUUGGUAUGAGUUGGCAUGCAUAAAAUGUACUGAAUGGGAUGAGCUAAUGCCUUUCAUUGUGGUUAUAAACAGAUGCUUGUGGAUAGCAUUUUUUUCUAUCAAGAAGCUGAUAAUAAUAUUAAUCGCACACAGAGUCUUAGAGUUCUGAUCCAAGCGGUUUGAAUUGUAAAAUAACGGAGUAAAUUGUAGUAGUUUCCCUUAACUGUGUGCGAUAAUGAAAUCUGAAUAUAAAAUAAAAAUUAUUUUUGUCA
This is a messenger RNA of Mobula hypostoma (lesser devil ray), 2869 nucleotides long. It is a transcript of the gene meis1b, whose product is annotated as Meis homeobox 1 b. The coding region runs from base 130 to 1614 and encodes 494 amino acids. The transcript is spliced from 12 exons. Gene Ontology annotation, biological process: animal organ morphogenesis; embryonic pattern specification; eye development. Lineage: Eukaryota; Metazoa; Chordata; Chondrichthyes; Myliobatiformes; Myliobatidae. The record is from RefSeq and is a predicted model, not a curated record. Gene Ontology annotation, molecular function: RNA polymerase II cis-regulatory region sequence-specific DNA binding; DNA-binding transcription activator activity, RNA polymerase II-specific.